UGUUGCGCGAUGGCCCCGACAGCUAGGACUGGAGGGGAAGAGCCUGUGCUAGGUCUUCGGCCUCUCGCUGGUCUUGCUUGGGUCGACUCCUGAAGGGCCUAGGCUCCCGCCUCGGGCCCGGAAGGAGCCCGCGAGUUCCCUGCGGGUCAGUGGAAACUGUCCCGUUCGCGGAGAUGCCAUACCUUGGCUCUGAGGACGUGGUGAAGGAACUGAAGAAGGCCCUGUGUAACCCUCACAUUCAGGCUGAUAGGCCGCGCUACCGGAAUGUCAUCCAGCGAGUUAUUAGGCACAUGACUCAGGGCUUGGACAUGUCUGGUGUUUUCAUGGAAAUGGUGAAGGCCAGUGCCACUGUAGAUAUUGUUCAGAAAAAGUUGGUGUAUCUGUAUAUGGGCACAUAUGCGCCUUUGAAACCGGAUCUGGCACUCUUGGCCAUCAAUACACUCUGCAAAGACUGCUCAGAUCCCAACCCGAUGGUGCGAGGGCUGGCACUACGGAGCAUGUGCAGCCUCAGAAUGCCUGGUGUGCAGGAAUAUAUCCAACAACCUGUCCUUAAUGGUUUGCGGGAUAAGGCUUCAUAUGUCAGAAGAGUAGCCGUCCUUGGCUGUGCCAGGAUGCACAAUCUUCAUGGGGACUCUGAAGUAGAUGGUGCUCUAGUCAAUGAAUUAUACAGUCUUCUGCGUGACCAGGAUCCAAUUGUGGUUGUGAACUGUCUGAGGUCUCUAGAGGAAAUUUUAAAACAGGAAGGAGGUGUUGUCAUUAAUAAGCCCAUUGCCCACCAUCUCUUAAAUAGAAUGUCAAAACUGGACCAGUGGGGUCAGGCUGAAGUAUUGAACUUUCUGCUCCGCUACCAACCCCGCAGUGAGGAGGAACUGUUUGAUAUUCUCAAUUUAUUGGACAGCUAUCUCAAGAGCAGCAGCACAGGCGUGGUGAUGGGAGCUACCAAACUCUUUCUGAUUUUGGCAAAAAAGUUCCCCCACGUACAAACUGAUGUGCUUGUACGUGUCAAGGGACCCUUGCUAGCUGCCUGUUCUUCAGAGAGCCGGGAGCUCUGUUUUGCUGCUCUCUGUCAUAUUCGCCAGGUAUUGCAUAGUUUGCCAGGCCACUUUAGCAGUCACUACAAAAAGUUCUUUUGUUCUUACUCGGAGCCCCACUAUAUCAAGCUACAGAAGGUAGAGAUACUGUGUGAGCUGGUGAAUGAUGAGAAUGUGCAGCAGGUGCUAGAGGAGCUUCGAGGAUACUGCACUGAUGUGUCUGCUGACUUUUCACAGGCUGCAAUCUUUGCCAUAGGUAGCAUUGCCAAGACUUACACAGACCAAUGUGUGCAGAUUCUAACAGAGUUGCUAGGACUUCGGCAAGAACACAUUACUACAGUGGUGGUGCAGACUUUCCGAGACCUGGUUUGGUUGUGUCCUCAGUGUACUGAAGCUGUGUGUCAGGCCCUGCCCGGCUGUGAGGAGAACAUUCAAGACAGUGAGGGGAAACAGGCACUUAUUUGGUUACUUGGGGUCCAUGGGGAAAAAAUCCCCAAUGCUCCUUAUGUGUUGGAGGACUUUGUAGAAAAUGUGAAGUCAGAGACAUUUCCUGCUGUUAAAAUGGAGCUCCUGACUGCACUGAUGCGCCUUUUCAUCUCGCGCCCUGCUGAGUGCCAGGACAUGCUGGGGCGUCUAUUACAUUACUGCAUAGAGGAAGAAAAGGAUAUGGCUGUGCGAGACCGAGGUCUCUUCUAUUACCGCCUCCUGUUAGUUGGCAUUGAUAAAGUUAAGCAGAUCCUGUGUAGUCCUAAAUCUGACCCUUCUCUUGGACUUUUGGAGGAUCAGCCAGAACGACCUGUGAAUAGCUGGGCUUCAGACUUCAACACACUGGCGCCAGUGUAUGGCAAAGCCUACUGGGCAGCUAUCUCUAAAUGCCGGAAGGUAGAGCGGCUUGAGCUUCCUCCCAGUGCAUCCUUAGCCUCAUCAGGACACUUGGUUUCUGAAGAGAACAAAGAAGAGGUACAAGAGCCUCCUGAUUCUGAAGCUCUCAUGCUGGUCCCCAAUCUCCAGCUUACCGCUGAGUACUUUGAGAAAACAUGGCUUAGCCUCAAAGUUACUCAUCAGCAGGCAUUUCCUUGGCAGGGAGAAGUCCAGCCUGACACUCUGCAAAUGGCCCUAAAAGUAGUAAAUAUUCAGACCAUCGCAAUGAGCAGGGCUGGGGCACAGCCCUGGAAAGCCUACCUCAGUGCUCAGGAUGACACUGGUUGUCUCUUCUUAACUGAAUUGCUGUUGAAGCCUGAGAACUCAGAAAUGCAAAUCUCUGUGAAACAGAGUGAGGCAAGGACUGAAACACUCCGUGGUUUUGUUUCUGUCUUAGAAACUGUGAUUGGAACAAUUGGACACAUAAACUCUUAAGUUUUUCUGCUUGCCUUGAACGAGAUGAACAGCUGCCAGAGUUCCUUCAUUUCCCUGUAAAACUGAUUCUAAGUCCACGUAUCAAAUGCAAGAGAACGGAAAGUCUGGGGAUCCUGGCUCUUUUGUUUACCCAAAGUUUAUGUUUACCCUUGUUUUCUUCAAGCCUGUCAGAGAUUGGUCCCAUUUUAAAAGGAGAAUAUUUGCAGCAGUGUUGCUAAGGGAUAAGGAUGGGAUGAAGGUAGGCUGCGGAUAGUUCUCUAAUCAUUUUAUGGUUGAAUUAUUUAUUAAAUAUGCCUAUCGCUUGUGGAAAUUGGUAGCUAUCAUCGUUUCUGAGAGUCUGUUUUUCUUCAGUAAACUGUUUCUAUAUUUCCAGGCAAGCUUUUUAGGCUAGGAUUCAGCAGUCCUUCAUGUAUCAUGUAAAGUACUUCUUCAGUGUCAUGGCUCACCACUCCUGAAGCUCUCUCUUUUCUUAGAGAGUGGUUUACCAAAGAAGAAAACAGAUUUUUUGCAGUUCUCUGAGGACCCUUUCAUAUCCAGGCCUAAACAUCUAUAUUUCCUGCCUAGAGCAGUUCUUCACUGUCAUGUCUCAACACACAGUGUAUCUCUCUUAGAUGUGAGCUCUUUGAGGACAUUUUGUUUUUCUUUGAUACUCAAUGUCUUCAUUAGGGAUCUUUAUUCAAACUGUCAAAGCUGCCAUACAGGAAUGUUGGAUUUUAGGGUUUUUUUUCUAUGCCCACUCCCAAAUAAGGAGAGGGAGACCUAUUACAUUUAUUGAUAAGCUUUAGAGCACUAAAGCUGGGCAUAUACUUAUCUGUUUUAACCCAUCUGUACUGUCCUGGCUACUUCCCAGCCCUGUGCCCCGUGCUACUUGCCAUCUAGUCUCAGCUCAGCUGCUCCUGCUCCAUCUUUGUCCUCAUGGCAACUCUUCAUGGCCCAUCACUCUUCCUCCCUCUACUCCCCUGCCCUCUUACCUGGGACCCCAGACUGAAGUCCUGCCUUCUGUCUUCUGUCUUCUCUGCCCACUCAUAGGCUCUUCAGCUUCUUUUAGUAACCAAUCAGAUAAUUGGGCAGUAAUUUUUACACACCUUUGAGAUGAUAGAUUCCUCACUAGCAUUGGUAAUACCAGAAUCUGUUAGCAUUUAGCUGGCUGCCCAUUCAGCAAUUAACAAUUGACUAUUUGGAGACAUCCCUUAAUACAGUGUGAUGAAGGUCACCUCUGCAUAGGAACUGAGGAUGUAGCUCAGUUGAUAGAGUACUUGAUUAGCAUGGACAGACCUCAGGUUCAAUCUACAACACCCGGUAAAAAUGCCUGUAUUCCUAGUGCUCAGGAGUUGGAAGCAGGAUGAUUAGAAGUUCAAGUCAGUAUCAGCUGCCAUGGGGUGUUUGAGGCCAGUCUGGGAUACAUGCGGUAUUAUCAAGAAACAAGAGGAGUCCCGACAAGAUGGUUUAGCAGGUAAGGUGCUUGCUGCCAAGCUUGCAAACCUGAGUUGGAAACCUCCGACCACACUGAAGGAGAGAACCAACUUCUACAUGGUAUUCUCUGACGAUUAUCUACAUAUAUGCCAUGGUACAAAGUAUGUUCCACUGCAUGCAAUACAUGUUUAAAAAUUGUUUUUAAAUGGUCUGGCACAAUGGCUUAGUGGGUAAAGCACCUGUAACCAAGCCUGAUAACCUGAAAUCAAUCCCCAGGAUCCACGUGAUGGAAGGAGAGAACUGGCUCCCCAUGGUUUUUGUCUGACCUCCACUCAUGUACCAUGUCUCAGGUGUGUGCACCCCUCUCACUCGAAUAAUAAGUGUAAGGAAAAAAAUUAAGUUGUUAGCAUACUUCUGGAGUUCUGUUGUCGUUGUUUUCCUUUGCUUCAUGCUCAACUGUUUUAUACGGUGAUAUCACUAAUGCUAUAGACGAAACGGAAAGACAGCGAACUAUAGUAAGACCAAACUAUCCAGAAAAAGGAAAAUAAAACAUCAAUUAAUUCCACUUGGGCCGGAAUGGAAAAAUAGAUGUUCAGAGUAUAAGGGCUGACACAUGAGCUUCAGAUUUGGCUUUAUAAGUGAUUUGGCGUCAGAAUGGAGGGAAGCAUUUAUUAUCAGAUUUUUUAAAAAAUUUCUUACUACAAUUAACUGUGUGUGUGUUUGUGUGCCAUGGUAUGUAUGUGGAGUUGUAUCUGGUAUCUUCAAGGUUGGUAGUAAUUCCCUUUGACCUGCCAUUAGAUUUUUUUUUUUUUUUUUGAGACAAGGUUUCUCUGUGUAGCCUUGGCUUGUUGUGGACUCGCUUUAUAGACCAGGCUGGCCUCAAACUCAUAGAGAUCCUCCUGCCUCUGCCUCCCUGAGCUCUGGGAUUAAAGUCAUGUGCCACCACGCCCACCUGGCUCAGAUUUUAAUUUGUAAGAGAAAUUUACAUGUAGUUCCAUGGCUGACAUGAAGUGACAUGUACAGGAUCCUAUAGGAAGUUAAUGAAGAAUUUCAUAUGAUAGAUUUUCCCUAUGGAAGCAGAGAACAUAGCAAAUUGAGCUCAACGCACAUCUUAUAAAGGGCUUAUGGUAGCAUUUCAUCAUCUACUUAGUUCAUAAAUUGCAUGGUAGGCUUUGUGGUUUUUUGCUUUUUUGAGACAGGGCUUAACUGUCUAGCCCUGUCUGGACCUUGUUAUGUAAACCAUUCUGGCCUCAAACUCAACAGAGAUUCUCCUGCCUUUUCCUCCUAAGUGCUAGGUUUAAAGGCUCAUGCCAUCAAGCCUGGUUACAUUAUCUUAACAGAUAGUUUUUUCGCUCAAGACUUCUCUCAACAGGUUCUUCAUAGAGUGAAUAGUAAAUAGUGUUGAGUUGUUUAAUAAGAAAGGGCCUAUAUUUUGGGAGUUGUUUAUUAAGGAGUCUUCCAGCUGAAUAAUUCUAUGGGUAGUAAAGGUCUUGUUUUUCUUAUGUCUUUAUAGUAGAGUCACCAUAAUAUUUCUUAAUAUUUACUGAAUGAAUGGGUGUAAGUAACUAGACUGGUGGUCUUCUUAGAAGUAUUUAUUUUGUGCAUCUGUGUGUGAGUGUAUGAGUGCUAGGGUGUGUGCAUCUAUGUGUGAGUGUAUGAGUGCUGGGUGUAUGUUUAAAAAUCAAGACAACUUAGGGAAGUCAAUCCUUGCCUUCCAGUAUGUGGGAAACAGGAAUUGAACUUAGGACGUCAGGUUUGACAGCAAGCAGCUUUACUCACUGGACCAUCUUGGUGGCUCCUACACCAAUCAUAUUCUGUGACUGAUGUUUGAAGUAUGUUUUAUUAUAUCUUAUUAACUAUUCAGAAAGUAAUGGAAUUCCAUUUAGGCCAGGAUUGAUUUAAUUGGUUAAUUAAUUAAUGUUCAGUUUUUUUGUUUCGUUUUGAGACUGAGUCUGUGUAGCUCUGGCUGUCCUGAAACUCAUUAUGUUGACCAGGCAGGCCUUGAACUCAAGAGAUCCACUGCCUGCCUCUGUCUUCAGAGUGCUGGUAUUAAAGGCAUGUGCCAUCACUACUGGUGGGCCAGGAUUUCUUUAAAGUGGCAAUAUAAACUUACGGGAGAGUGAUAGCUAAUCUUGGUUGUCAACUUGGCACACCUGGAAAUGAAGAAUCUCAAUUGAAGAAUUACCUCCAUAAGAUUAGCACGUGACUAUGUCCAGGGGCAUUUUCUUGAUUGCUAAUUGGUAUAGGAGUACUCAUCCAACUAUGGUGCCAUCUCUAGGCAAUUGAAGCUAAGCUAUGUAAGUUAGAUGAACACGCCAGAGAAAGCAAGUCAGUAAGCAACAUUCCUUUGUGGUUCCUGCUUCAGGCUCCUGGAAUGAGUCACUAUCCUGGCUUCCCUCAAAGAUGGGAACCUGUAAGUUAAACCCUUACCUUUGCAAGUUGCUUUUGGUCAUGAUUUAUCAUAGCAACAGAAAACAACUAGGAGAAUGUAAUUCUUUGUUGUGGGAAGCUUUUCUGUAGACUAUAAGUUAUUAGUAGUAUGUCUGAUCCCUACUUGAUAGAUGCUAAUACACACCCAACUUGUGACAACUAAAAAUAUCUAGAAUUUUCAAAGGACACUGGGUGGGCAAUAGUACCUCAAUUUGAGAAACCACUCAUGUAGAUUAUGUAUCUCCAGGAGUUGUCAAAGGAAGUAGAAGAUCUUUUUAAAAAAAUGUAGAAAGAAGUUUUUGUUUUUUUUUUUUUUUUUUUUUCUAUAUUCUUAUUCAGUUAAAGCAUAGAUUGUCUAUGUAGGUGCUGAAGAAAAUUCCAGAUAGUUCUGUCAACUUAAAAGUACCAUGAGGAUAUAGGAUUGCUGGGAGCAAUUGCAUGCUGGAUUGGCAGAAGCAAGCAAUCGAGCUUCCUGGAGGUGGCCCACUUGUGUUUUGCAUGGCUGAUGAAUGGAUGUAUCCAUGGUUUAGGCAAGGCCUCAAGGAUUUUGCCUCCAGACUGCUUAUUUUUGCUAUACUGCCUUUCUAUGCUUGUCUCCUAUUUCUGCCAUGGCAGAGACCCUCGCUGCUUAUUGCUUCACUCUGUUGGCCAUAUUUCCUGCAGAUUAUUUUGAAGAUGUACCUUCAUGACAUAGUGCUGCUUAGACAAAUGAUGAUGGCAUAACCCCUGAUGAUAAUAUUAAAGAAUUUCUGGCUUGAUUUAAGUAAUUUAAAAACCCUCCUGCAGUGUAACAAAAACGUCUAGGAGCUCUGUGAACCGCCAUGUGAAUUACACCAAGAAGGAAAACAAAAUUGAAACAAGUUAAUAAUCCAGGAGAUACAUUCAUUCUAGGCUUAAGUCCAACAAUAAGGCCCAGAUGUACACCAUAAUAAGAAAGAUUAUAUGAAUAUAGAAAAAAGAAUAAAUGGUUAGCUAUACAAAACAAGAUAGACACUUGUUUCUUAGAAAAACCGUGACAUAAAAACUUGCUUUGAACACAAUGUACAUUUGAAAUAAGAAAAAGAUAAAACUUCUACUUUGAACCCAUAAUGAGCAUAUAGAUAAAACUGCUGCUUUAAAUGUAUAAUAAACAAAAUAUCUAGUUCAAUAUUAGGAUCCACAGUCCUACUAUAACUCCCUUUUUAUGUAAUGAUUGUAUCUGUUUUGGAAUGAGGUAAUUUUUUCCAUACAUAGAGAACCUUUGUAUUAGAUUAUUAAAAACCCAAAAAGAAUUAAAGUUGUUGAGGCUACCCA
This is a messenger RNA of Psammomys obesus (fat sand rat), 7523 nucleotides long. RefSeq names its product adaptor related protein complex 4 subunit beta 1 (gene Ap4b1). The transcript has 11 exons. Gene Ontology annotation, cellular component: membrane coat; clathrin adaptor complex. Gene Ontology annotation, molecular function: clathrin binding. Gene Ontology annotation, biological process: intracellular protein transport; vesicle-mediated transport. Bases 174 to 2387 code for a protein of 737 amino acids. NCBI's taxonomy places the organism in Eukaryota, Metazoa, Chordata, Mammalia, Rodentia, Muridae. The record is from RefSeq and is a predicted model, not a curated record.